This is a messenger RNA of Nanorana parkeri, 2925 nucleotides long. RefSeq names its product mannosidase alpha class 1A member 1 (gene MAN1A1). The record is from RefSeq and is a predicted model, not a curated record. Bases 76 to 1992 code for a protein of 638 amino acids. Gene Ontology annotation, cellular component: Golgi membrane; endoplasmic reticulum; extracellular exosome. The transcript has 12 exons. Gene Ontology annotation, biological process: carbohydrate metabolic process; N-glycan processing. Gene Ontology annotation, molecular function: mannosyl-oligosaccharide 1,2-alpha-mannosidase activity; calcium ion binding. NCBI's taxonomy places the organism in Eukaryota, Metazoa, Chordata, Amphibia, Anura, Dicroglossidae.
GCCGUGCGCGGCUCACACAAACUUUCUGCUGGCCAGAAGGGGGAGGCAGUGCCGCGUAUAGAAGCGCCAGCAGCCAUGCCGGUGGGCAGCCUGUUGCCGUUCAGUGUGGCCCCGCUGGGGUCGGGGAGCGGAGCCGUGGGCGGGCCCGGCGGUUCGACCCCGGGAGGCGGAGUGUCCGGGCUGCACUGGUUGGGCCCCGCGGGAAGGAAGCUGUCCGGGUUCCGACUUACCGAGAAGUUCGUGCUACUGCUGGUCUUCAGCGGCUUCAUCACCCUGUGCUUUGGGGCCAUCUUCUUCCUGCCCGACUCGCCCAAGCUGCUAAGCGGCGUUUUGUUUCAGCCGCCCUCGGCGCAGCGCUCCCCGCUCGGACCUACGGACCAGGAGGAUGGGGGGCGCCUAGCCAGGAUCCGGGAGGAACAUGAGAGGGCGCUGCGGGAAGCCAAGGACACGCUGAACCGGCCCAUCGAGGAGAUCCCAAGGGAUAUCCAACGGGACAAGGAGAAGUUACUGGCACAGGGCAGGGUGACAGCCGGAGCAAAACUGCUACCCAGACCCUUUAAGGAGCCUUUAGGAGCGGUGGGGGGAGAGCCCAGUGAUCCCGCAGUGAAGGACAAGAGGGACAAGAUCAAGGAGAUGAUGAAGUUUGCCUGGGAUAAUUAUAAACGAUAUGCCUGGGGAUUAAAUGAACUGAAACCUGUAGUAAAACAAGGGCAUUCCAGUAAUUUAUUUGGCAACAUCCAAGGAGCAACAAUUGUAGAUUCUCUGGACACACUGUUCAUCAUGGGCAUGAAAGAGGAAUUCAAGGAGGCUAAGGAAUGGGUUGAUAAAAACCUAGAAUUCAAUGUGAAUGCAGAAGUCUCAGUCUUUGAAGUCAAUAUCCGUUUCGUAGGCGGUUUGUUAUCUGCAUAUUAUCUUUCAGGGGAAGAGAUCUUCAGAAGAAAAGCAGUGGAACUGGGAGAGAAACUACUGCCUGCUUUCAAUACUCCAACAGGAAUUCCUUGGGCACUGCUAAAUGUCAAAAGUGGGAUUGGUCGGAAUUGGCCUUGGGCUUCAGGAGGCAGCAGUAUCCUGGCAGAAUUUGGAACACUUCACUUGGAAUUUGUCCAUUUAACUGAGAUAUCAGGAAACCCAGUAUUUGCUGAGAAGGUAAUGAAUAUUCGAAAAGUGUUAAAUCGAUUAGAUAAACCCCAAGGACUUUAUCCAAACUAUCUGAACCCAAGCAGUGGGCAGUGGGGACAGCAUCACGUGUCAGUGGGAGGACUUGGUGAUAGCUUCUAUGAGUAUUUGCUAAAGGCAUGGCUUAUGUCGGACAAGACUGAUGAAGAAGCCAAGAAGUUAUAUUAUGAUGCUGUUCAGGCCAUUGAGACUCAUUUAAUCCGUAAAUCUAGUAAUGGCUUGACAUACAUUGCUGAGUGGAAAGGUGGUCUCCUUGAGCAUAAAAUGGGCCAUUUAACAUGUUUCGCUGGUGGCAUGUUUGCACUUGGGGCUGAUGGUGCACCAGAUGAUAAAACAGGACAUCAUAUAGAAUUGGCUGCAGAGAUUGCACGGACCUGUCAUGAAUCUUAUGAUCGCACAGCAAUGAAGCUGGGACCAGAAGCUUUCAGGUUUGAUGGAGGAGUUGAAGCUAUUGCUACCAGACAAAAUGAAAAAUAUUAUAUUUUGCGACCAGAGGUGAUAGAAACUUAUAUGUAUAUGUGGAGAUUUACACAUGACCCAAAAUACAGGCAAUGGGGCUGGGAAGCAGUAGAGGCAUUAGAAAAAUUCUGCCGUGUAGAAGGAGGCUUUUCUGGAGUCAGAGAUGUUUACGCUACACACCCAAGCCACGAUGAUGUGCAGCAAAGUUUUUACCUUGCAGAGACACUCAAAUAUCUCUACUUAUUAUUUUCGGACGAUGAGCUUUUACCAUUAGAACAUUGGAUUUUCAACACUGAGGCGCAUCCAUUGCCCAUCAACCGAAAAACUGACAGAACGAAAGAAGGCUUGGCUGAAUAAACGCAAUUCCAAUUGCUUUCUUUAAACUUUUUAAUUCACUGCAUUCCUUCAGUAGUCCAUUUGACUGAUUUCAGGAGAUACAUCCUUAUUCAUGUCAAAGAUUUUACCUGAAGUUGUGUUCCAACAUUUGCAGUCUGUCAUGUUUACUUCAAGAUUCCUGGAUGAUUCUAGAGCCAUUCCGUUGUGAUCUUUCAACUGAUUGUGAAUUGAAAGCACCUUUCCCUCGUGGACAUUCCAUUUAGUUAGACAAUCAUCACUUGCCAUAUAGAAGAGAACGGUCUGCACUUUGUUACCAUUUCUUUCCUUUCAUUUGACUGCAAAGAUCUUUCCUCCUCUAUGAGGAGAUUGUCUGCUUUAUGCUGUAAUAUUUUGCCAUGUUGCAAAAAGCCAUAAAGAAUAGUAUAAAAGAACCUUUUUUUUUUUCCUUUCCAGUUAUAUGUGAAUCUGAUUUGUCUGAAAUUCUUCUAAGACAAAUUGUGUAACUGUGACACCUUUCCUAUUAUGCGGGUUUUCUUUGCUAAAUUGUUCAGAAGAAUUUCGUUUUUAUUGAAAGUGGGACAAAAAUAACUUGAUACCAUGCAGGCGUUACUCUAUUUUUUUUGGCAAUUAUCUUUGUUUUCUUGCCUGUGUUAAGCGAUUAGUGACCUGAUCAAUUAUAUUAAGCUGUUCUGAAAGUAUUUUGAAUAUAAAGGUUUAGAAAUAUCUAUAUAUCUGAUCUAUAGACAAUCCAGGUUGUGCAAAUAAAAUUUUUAAUAUGUUCAAAUUAUUUUUCCUAGGGAAAGAUUGCUCAUCCUUUGUAGCUGAAAAUCAUUUCAUUUCAAAUUGUGUAUCUGCUCUAAGCAUCGAAAUGUCUGUGGAACCCCUACAUUUAAAUAUUGUAAAUGAUGUUAAGGCUAAGUUGGAUAUUUGAAAUAAGGGGGUUUGAUAAGCCUG